AUGGCCUCCGACAUGAGCCUCGAAAGAGAUAUGUCCUGGGAGUCGGACAGCCCCGACGAGGAGUUCAACGGCAACGCCUCGGACCUUGGAUGGUUCAUCAAGGACUGUGUCUUGGCCCACAAGAAGUUCCUCGAGGACCAGUCCUUCAUCUGGAACGGCACCUUGAGCUUUGAUACUCCCCGCCCCGAGACCAACAUGGACUCCGACACGGGCGCCCGCGAGGCCCAGCACGGCCACAUGGAGCUGGAGUAUCCCGGCCCCAUGCCCGACGGCCGCGGCGUGUCCAUCGCCGGCUACACCCGGACCUACCUGAACGGCAACGAGUACGGCGUCAUCAACACGGCCUUCAACUCCCUCGACCAGGAGCACGCCUUCACAGUCUACUUCGUCAUCGGCCCGCGCGACCCCGAAGACACGGCCACCCGCGUCAUCGACGUCGACGGCGUCCGCCUCUACCUCCAGCGCACCGGCUUCUUCGACGCGCAGCGCCGCGACCAGGAGCUCGGCCACAUGCGCCGCCGCCACGCGCGCUUCUUCCAGAACCAGCGCCCCAUCUUCCUCGUCAACGACCCCAAGGCCGCCGGCCACGACCGCGUCCUGACGGUCAAGUUCGUCGUCGGCGCCGCCCACCGCCACAUCACCGUCGCCGACCUCCGCAUGUGGUUCUGCGUCACCGGCUUCUUCGACCAGCGCACCCGCGACCGCGAGAUCGCUGCCGAGCUGGAGUGCGUGGGAGCGCAGCGCGCGCAGCGCGGCGACGCCCACUUGCAGGAGUACCUCGCGGGCCUUGACCCCGGUAACGCGUUCCGUUGA
This is a messenger RNA of Colletotrichum graminicola M1.001, 813 nucleotides long. RefSeq lists its product as uncharacterized. The record is from RefSeq and is a predicted model, not a curated record. Bases 1 to 813 code for a protein of 270 amino acids. Lineage: Eukaryota; Fungi; Ascomycota; Sordariomycetes; Glomerellales; Glomerellaceae. The transcript is spliced from 2 exons.